Aureobasidium pullulans EXF-150 is the source of this 932-nucleotide messenger RNA. RefSeq lists its product as uncharacterized. The record is from RefSeq and is a predicted model, not a curated record. Lineage: Eukaryota; Fungi; Ascomycota; Dothideomycetes; Dothideales; Saccotheciaceae. Bases 108 to 863 code for a protein of 251 amino acids. The transcript has 2 exons.
CUUGUCGCCCCGGCAUCAUCGCAAUGCCGAGACGCUCAAGGCACUGGUGAUUGUCAAAAAGGACGGGAAAAUCCCAUACUUAUCAGCACAAGCAAACGACGUCGACGAUGGUCACAGAUGAGGACAAUGCGACGAUAGAGCGUAUGGUGAGCGAGGGCAAGUCGGCCAUGGCGAUUCGCGCUGCUGUACCCAACGUGUCGCGUACAAACGUCUAUCUCAAGAUCGCAAAGUUCAAGAAGCAUGGUACCGUGGGUCGCGUGCAGACAAAGACACUGGGCAGGCCGCGUGCCAUGAGCGAAGGAGUCGACAAGUUCUUGCAAGGGUUGCUUGCUGCCAAACCAGACAUGGAGUUGGAUGAGAUGCGCCGCCAUCUGCAGAAGGAGUUGCAACUGACGGUAUCCAUGUCGACCAUCUCACGCGCCAUCGCUCGCGCCGGUAUCGCCAGUGGUCAGAGACCUGUUCGUACACGCACCACGACCUCGACCACGACCGCAAAUGCCGCUCCUCGUCGUCGCGCUGCCAACAAGGUCAUUGCCCAGAGAGAGCCCGAUCACUCUCUACCGCAGCAACCUCUUCUGCCUCUUCACAUGCCUGAACAUGUCUCGAUUGACCACCUCACUGAGCUCCCUGCCGAUGCCCACCUUCUCGACCCUUGGCAAGACUUGACAAUAUCCACCUCCCAACAUCCGCAUACACAUCAUCAGCUGCAUCCACACCAUAUGCAUGCGCUCGAUCCUUCCCUUGCCUCGGCUUACCAUAACGCUGCUGUAUAUCACAACCUGUACGCAGACCCAGAUCCUCAUGUCAUGGCUAUGACUACCGAGCCUCUGGAUGUCUACAGAAGUCCUUAUGCUCCUAUCUGAGCACAGUACGGACACACGCAGCAUACUGCUGUCUGAAUGUCGGAAUGCAAUACGAUCACGAAGUCACGA